AUUUGAAUAAAAACAUACAGAAAGCUUUGAGUUUAAAGCUCAAGAUGCAAAAUGUGCACAUCGGUUUUGUGCCUUGUGUGUGUUAGCUUGCUGUUUAGGACCUCUCUGAGCUGCUAUCAGUGCUUUGUUGAUAUACAAGACAGUCUUCGCCUGUGUUGGGGUCACAUUUUGACACAACACAAUGUCAGAAAUGUGGAUGCCUGCUUCAGGAAGCUGGACCGCAUAUUUAAUAAUAAUGGCAGAGUGAUUGAGGCUGGCAGAGUGGGUGAAGGCUAUAACAAACAACUGAAAGAACUUUUGGAUGCAGAGAUCCUGCCCGUGGCAAACGAGUUUGACAAACAGCUGAACGAUGAAACCGUGUAUGAGAAAAGGUUGCAGACAGCGGCAGACAAUUUCAUCGCAGCUGCCUCCAAACUGCCUAGAGUCUCUGGAUGCGUCCCUCCAUGUGGUUUUCAGAGUGCAGGUGCAGUGUACAACUGUAUUACCUGCCAGUAUGAUUCCUGUGAAUUCCCACUCGACUGUCCGGUUAAAGAAACUAAAGCAGUGGAGAACAGCAGGAGCCAAAUGUGGUGUGAAGUGCCGUUUCUCUUACCAGACAAUAUGGAGGUGAUCUGGAGGUUUGCAGAAGAGGUGGAAACCCAGCAGGUGGAUCAGUUUAAAGAAGUGACUGCGGGGGUCGACAGGCUCUAUUCCAUCCCUUCAACCAGCUUGCAUCAUCAGGGCACCUACCAGUGUGAGAUCUACUCAGGCCAACGCUCCAUUGUCAGGCUAUACUUCUAUCUCACAGUGACCCCCCAGGUUGUGGCAGGCCACACAGAGCUGCAGGAGAUAUUCGACCUGUCUCUGCUCCCAGGAGGGCGGUUACUCCCUGCGUCUGGAGGGCCCCCUCAUCCCCCCCCCUUCCCCUCGCCACUGCUUCUCACCGCCUGUUUAACUGCUUUGCUUCUGCUGCUGUUCCUCUCCCUGGGAGCUCUUUAUUGGUCCUCAACACCAGAGAAAACAAGCCAUGCUGAACAUGAAGAUGGAGUUGAAGAUUUGGGAUUUUUGAAAGGUGGGAAGAUACAUGUCGUGCAAUAAAGGCAUUUCAU
Messenger RNA from Etheostoma cragini (Arkansas darter), 1088 nucleotides. RefSeq names its product sperm acrosome membrane-associated protein 6 (gene spaca6). The transcript has 9 exons. Gene Ontology annotation, biological process: fusion of sperm to egg plasma membrane involved in single fertilization. NCBI's taxonomy places the organism in Eukaryota, Metazoa, Chordata, Actinopteri, Perciformes, Percidae. Bases 52 to 1077 code for a protein of 341 amino acids. The record is from RefSeq and is a predicted model, not a curated record.